GUUGCAGCUUUUCAACUCUGAAUUGCUGAAGUUGACAAACGAGCACUUGUGAUUGGCUAGUUUCAGUUGAAGAAGCCGUGAAGAGAAGCAACAAGAAGAACAUGGUGAACGCGUCUCCGCUGCCCGGAGACGAUCGAGGAGGUUCACCCACCUCGUGCAUGCGCAGCUACUCGCUCUCUAGCUACUUCAGCUUCCACGACGCAUCAGAUCCGCUGGACGUCGGCUCGUCAGCACGCGCGCACGUCGCAGGAUUCCGUCAGCAGCAUCUUCACGCGCCCCUAUCUGAAGCAGGCAGGGGUGCUGAAGUACCGCUUCUCAUCGACCAGCGACUGAUCGACCUCCUGGGCGACCCGCUGUCGGACACGGAUCGCGUCAGUGUCCAACAAAUGCCGCUGCGUCCCUGUGUCACUGGGGAGAUGGUGGCUGUGCAGGACAGUGACGGCGUGUUGCGCUAUGGCAAAGUGCGCGACGAGGAGCCCAUUGGCGGAGAAGUCAAAGUGCAAGUGUCCAAAACCUGCAUUAGGUGGUAUGCAAUGUCGCAGAUCUACUUCUUCCAGGCAGUUUGCAAGAGCGGUAAGAAUGUCAGCGUGUGGGCGGACAAGGAAGAAGGCUCCACGAUCGGAGUGAUUGCGGAAGUGAAUGAACUGCUGGCGCGAAUGAAUGUAGCGUUGAGCUCGAGCUACGAGGAGCUGUUGGCCGAGAUUUUCAGACUACAGCAUCGCACGACGCUGGCGGAGGAAGAUCGACAAGGGGCAAUGAAACAGGUCGAGCAGGCGCUGAGAGAGAAGAGAGACGCUGAGAAGGCCCUCGUUUGUGUUGUCUGUCUUGUAAACUCGGUAAACCGCGUGUUGAUCCCGUGCGGACACAGCUACUGUUCCACGUGUGUAGAUCGACUCCGCCACCAAGCCUCGUGCCCCGUGUGUCGUCAGGAGAUUGCGGAUAGCGCGGCCUUUAGAAUCUCAUGAUUGAAUGUAGGUUUCUAGGUUCAUGGAUUUGUAGCCAUUGUAGUGGAUUUUGUUCCAGUUGCCCCAUCAGCUAUCCAUCAUUCUUCAAUUUGUCUCCUGUGAAGCACAUCGACAUGACUAGGGACAAGGACGAGAUCGCGCUGUGGCGUGCUGCCAAGAGCUGCAACGCCAAGAAGCUCCAGCAGUUUGUGAGUAAGGAGUCCGAUGGAGACAUCCAAGCUCUGCUGGAUCAGCCGCAUCCAGUUAAGGGCACGACUCCAUUGAUGGUCGCCGCUUCCAAGAAGUAUGGAACGGAGACUGUUCGCGCCUUAAUUGACUUAGGCGCCGAUCUGGACGCCACCGAUAAAGGCAAACACCAGAACACUGCUCUUCAUUAUGCGGCAUAUAAGAACCGUAUCGCCCAGUUGGAGCUGCUGCUAGAGGCAGGGGCUGAUCUGUUUGCUCUAAACGGAAAGGGUCACACUGCACUGGAUGUGGCAAGACUCCGUGGACGAAAGAAGGCGGCCGCAGUUCUCACCUCUCGCCUACAAAUACACAGUGGGUGGCUGUAUCUGCGCUCCAAGUCGAUGCUGGGGUUCUGGAAGCGCCGUUGGUGUGUACUGCUGGCGUGCAACUCGAAACGCACAGCAACUGAGCUCUGCAUCUUCCACGGACCGGACAAAGCGCACCCAGAAGCUAUAAUCUGGCAAGACAGUCCGGCUGAUUCCACGCACUGCUCGCCGUUUGAGGACGGGAAGGCGAACAGCUUCAAACUGGACACGCGUGUCAUUUACCAGAAACUUUUCGCUCGACACUACAGUCGGUACAAAUCCUCGGGCCGAACGCACGUCCACAAGGCAAGCAUGCAACCUCGCGAGUAUGUCUUCGCUUGUGACACUGAAACAGGUCGAGAUGCCUGGAUACGUGCACUGGGGAGUCGACAGCGUGGAGGUGAUUGCACGAACACAACCGUCAGCUCCACUUACGUGGGUUCACCUCACAGAGGGAGUGUCAGCUCUCGUGCUGCUACAGCUGACACUGCACCAGUAGAAGAUUCCAGCAGCUCUGAAACAUCCAUCCAAGCAGACAAGUUGGGGUCAUUGGCAACCCCUGAACCAGCUCAACCCAUGACUCGGGCAACAGCACCAACGUUCGUCGAAGACGACGACGGCUAUAUCUGGGGCGAUGUACCUGGGUCUCGAUCCACAUCCACAUCAGAAAUAUUUCCAUUAGCGACGGUGGUCACUAUCACUGGAGACCCAAAUGCGCCACAGCAAUUGAUACGAGACCGAUGUAUCGUCUGUGCGGAGAACCAUCGAGACUCAGUCUGUAUCCCGUGCGGCCACGUUGCAGGCUGCUACGACUGCAUGCGAGCCGUAACGCAGGAAAACUCGUCGUGUCCAGUAUGCCGCGCUCAUGUGGAUGGCGUCGUUAGGAUCCAGGAUUGAGCACCGAUACAUAUUUUUCGUUUAGUGUAAGUUUUCAUUUGAAUAUUCAGAACGGCGUUCGAUAAGUUCGCUUCGAAGUGUCUUCUGAUUUUCGGUGCAUACUUGCACCAUCGCAACAAUGGGUUCAUCUGCUACUUG
Phytophthora nicotianae INRA-310 is the source of this 2530-nucleotide messenger RNA. RefSeq lists its product as hypothetical. The record is from RefSeq and is a predicted model, not a curated record. The transcript has a single exon. Gene Ontology annotation, molecular function: protein binding. Bases 962 to 2392 code for a protein of 476 amino acids. Lineage: Eukaryota; Oomycota; Peronosporomycetes; Peronosporales; Peronosporaceae.